GAACAGAUGUUGGACGCUUUCAUUAGGGGACCCAACGGCUAUUUAUUAUAAUAUCUGUUGCCAUAGCCUACUACUACAAGAAAGAGACCUUGGCCUGCUUGCGUCGUCGAUUUGAUCUCUCGGUGUCUAUUUUCACGUUGGUCAAAUGGUUGAUCAGGCGAUCUGACGGGCCCUCCUCACCUCCCAGGGCCGGCUCACACAUAUCUAUUUACACCAACAGAACUGACGCUAUUCAAAUGCCACGAGGCGAGACCUACCCUGUUCUCUACCGAGUACCCUUUCCAGAGACUUGGGCGGCUGCCCGGCUAUGCGAUAUUGAAAACCCACGGGGCCCGGAUGAGAGGCAAAGAACAGACAAACCGACCAGUCGACCGCCAGGCAGACAGAGAGCAAAACUACGAGCCUGUUCGGGCUAACUGGCAACCAUAGCACAGAUCGCGCGUCUCGUGCUGUCGCACGCCGCUUGGGAUUGCGGUGGCUCUGUCCUGCUCCCUCGACCACCCUUUCUCACCUCGUGACGGGCCGGUUAGGCUACGGAGAUGGCAAGCAAUACAAUUAAUGUUGGGUGAUUUGAGAGCUUGUAGAAUGUGUAACGACGAUAGGAUAUGUCG
Molecule: messenger RNA, 611 nt
Organism: Colletotrichum navitas
Lineage: Eukaryota; Fungi; Ascomycota; Sordariomycetes; Glomerellales; Glomerellaceae
Exons: 1
Coding region: 237-416 (59 amino acids)
Source: RefSeq, a predicted model, not a curated record